AUGUCGAAAAUACCCACAAAUCCUCCAGGCGACUCAAAUUCGAUGCCCCAGGCGGCGACCGCGCAACAACUAAACCGAUCAUGCGAAUCGUGUCGAGGACUCAAAGUCCGUUGCUUACCCGAUCCUUCGACGCCCAACCAAUGCCAACGAUGUGUGAAAGCCAACAGACCCUGUAUCUUCGUGGCGCCCCAAAGGCGCCGACCACGCAAGCGGACUGACUCGCGGGUCGCUCAGCUGGAGAGAGAGAUGCGACAAAUGCGCUCUCUGCUCAAGGACAGGUUACGCGUGGAUGAAAGCAGUGCCGAAAGCGUCGGCAGCGAAAGAGAGGACUCUCGGGAACCCGACCUGGGGCCGAGCAUCAAUGAUUCGAUGCCCGCAGGUUCAGAUCCUCCAAGCAGCGCAUCGGGAUCGGCUAGACCCAUGGACUUUUCACCUAGCUUCCCUUCAAACUCUCCAUAUCCCAAUACCUUUGACGGCGGUGCCACUCCCGGCUUAGCUUCCAAUCCUGUAUCGUCGAGCUAUUCGCUUGAAGCAACUCUAGAAAGGGAUGUCGUCGGUCAAGGCUUGAUAUCACUGGAAUACGCCAACGAUUUAGUCGCCUUCUUUAUCACUGAGCUCACAGCCUUUGCUCCAAUCGUCGUACUACCUCCAGAUACAACUGCUUACCAACUGCGUUGCUCGAAGCCGGUGCUGUUCCUCUCAGUCAUUGCCGCAGCAGCUGUCUCGUUGGAUGCCAACCUGGCCGCUGCUCUCAACCGUGAGAUGAUUCGAGUGUAUGCCGAACGCUUCUUCAUUAAUGGCGACAAGUCCUUGGAAUUAGUCCAGGCAUUGUUGCUCAUGAUUGUCUUCUACUUCCCGCCCGACUCUCCUUUGAAACUGCAAUUCUAUCAGUAUACUCAUAUAGCGGCCACGAUGGCCCUGGAGAUUGGCUUGGCUUCAAAACGACGAGUGCCCCAAAGCUCCAGUCGCAGAACGAAUAAAAAGACUGCAUAUGAUGAGCCAAUGGCGGAACAAGCGAGAGCCAUCUUGUUCUGCUAUCAUUUGACAUCCAUUGUCGCAAUGAAAACACGCCGGCCGAAUUUGCUUCUCUUCAACGACUGGAUGAGCGAGUGUGUGAAGCAUUUGGAGCGCUCGCCAAAUGCAGUCGAUAGACACAUGGCCACUUGGUUUGAGCUUCAGCGAGUAGUCGAUGAGGCGAUGACAUCUUUUGGGCUUGACGACACGAGUUCGACUGCCCCGCUCACCGAGUCGCGGCUGCAAGCCGUCCUGAGAUGGUUUGACAACCGGAUGCAGGCAUGGAAGAAAGAUCUAUCCAUGGAGAUGCACACAGUGCCCAUGAAUUUCGAGUACCAUUACACCAACCUCGCGAUCUAUGAGCUUGCUGUUGGAGAAGGCUAUCGAGAUCCUGAUGCGAUCAAGCAACAAUAUUAUACUCUCCCAUCACUGGAAAAGAGUGACAAGUCAAAAAGCGCGCCACUGAGUGCGGUCCGUGUAGACUUCACGAUCAAGUGGCUGAACGCCGCCCACGAGAUGCUCGACUUCUUCCUAGGCUGUGACACGGAGAUGCUGCGGAAGAUCCCCAACCUCAUCUACACCCGAGUCGGAGUGGCCAUCCUGUCUCUGCUCAAAAUAUACUUCUCCGUUAGAUCUGGCGCGCUAGGGGAGUUUGUGACUGCCGAGUCCAUAAAUGUCGAGAAAUACUUGGAUGCAAUGACCAGGCGACUAGCGGAGGCAAGCGGUGGUCAGAAAUACAAAAUCCCCAGCCGAUGGUAUCUCGUCGUUGCCAUUAAGGCUCGAAAUUGGUAUGACCGCUUUGAGCAGAAACAGAUGCAGAGAAAUGCUGGUUUCGUUCCUCAAUUGAGCGCUGGUACGCCAAUCUCUCCAAGUCAUACCGCCCCUCAGAAUCAGCUGCCAUUUGACCCAUCACAGCCAAAUGCGUCACUGGUAAUGAAGACGGAGUACUCCUCCAUGGUUCCUUUCCAGGCGAUGAAUGUGAAUUACGGCGUACCGCCGCCGACGGAUCAGAUAUGGCAACCCGACCAGAGCGGGGGUUACCCAAACAUGGUUCACAUGAAUACCUUUGCCGGCUAUCAGCCUGCAAUGUUGCCUCCUCACUAUGGAUAUGAUGUACAGCAACAGCGAACACCGCCAGAGAGCGGUCAGCAAGGAAACCCAUCACCGGCCAGAACGGGCAUGGAGCUUGAUGAGUGGAUGCCGGACGGCAGUAUUUUUGCGAUGCCCAGCUUGCCUGGAUUCUGAAAAGCAGUCGCCGGAAAGCCUUCGAAUCUAGAUAGAGAAGAUGGAUCACCUGGAAGUGGCCAUCUGUUUGCACACAUUAGCAUAGACAAGGAAAGCCCUCCCAAUCAUUUUCAUCCACCUGCCAUAUGGAGAGGCAGGCACGCCAGAAGGCCAGUAUUUGAUGAACAUUGCGACAAGAAGUCUUCAGGAUCGAGAGAGAACUCGAAUGAGAGCACACAGU
Aspergillus neoniger CBS 115656 is the source of this 2479-nucleotide messenger RNA. Its product is annotated as C6 zinc finger domain protein. Gene Ontology annotation, cellular component: nucleus. Gene Ontology annotation, molecular function: zinc ion binding; DNA-binding transcription factor activity, RNA polymerase II-specific; transcription cis-regulatory region binding. The coding region runs from base 1 to 2259 and encodes 752 amino acids. The record is from RefSeq and is a predicted model, not a curated record. Lineage: Eukaryota; Fungi; Ascomycota; Eurotiomycetes; Eurotiales; Aspergillaceae. Gene Ontology annotation, biological process: DNA-templated transcription; regulation of DNA-templated transcription. The transcript is spliced from 3 exons.